AUGGGGUGUCGGUUUGAAUUCGAAUCUAACGCAGCGAAUGAAGCAUCAACACUGGGAUGGGGCACACGCGUCAAGGGAUUCAUCGUGUGUUUUGUGUCGGGCGUCUUGUGUUCAGUUUUGGGGACCUGCUUGCUUUGGGUUCCGAGAAGCGGGCUGACACUCUUUGCAGUAUUUUACAGUUUAGGUAAUAUUGCUUCUCUUUUAAGCACAAUGUUCUUAAUGGGUCCAUUAAAGCAACUCAAGAGGAUGUGUGACAAGACGAGAGCUCUGGCAACUGGCCUUAUGAUUACAUGCCUGGUGCUAACCUUUUGUGCUGCUUUUUGGUGGAAGAACAAAGGCCUUGCCCUGCUGUUCUGUAUCCUCCAGUUUUUGGCUUUUACAUGGUAUAGCUUGUCCUACAUUCCUUUUGCAAGGGAUGCAAUUAUUAAGUUGUUCACCGCGUGCUUCAAAUGAGAUGCCUCUACAUUUGGCCUUGGCUCUCUCUCUGUGUGCUGCUUUGGCUCCAGCUUCGGUGCUGCCUUCAAUGCCACUCGUGUACUCACUCUGCAGCCUGGCACAGACACCACACCACACUACAGGCUCCCCUUACUCUCCCCAACGGAUGGACACUCUCCAUCUGUGUGAACAAGCACACACAGACAAGUACUCUCUCUCACACACACACACACACACACACCUGUGCUUUACAUUCAAGUAGAAAACUAUGAAGAAUGAAACAAAUACCCAAGUAACAAAUCUUAUUGGGUAAACGGUUGAGUUUCGGACUCUGUCUUGUAACUGUAGUGACAUGUUUUAUGCAGCAACAUGGGGUAGCUUAUUUUACAUUUAUCUGCUGCUGUGUAAUUGCUUAAUAAUUCCUUCCUACGUGCCUUCAUCUCUGCCUUCAUCCAAGGAUUACUCGAGGACUAGAUUGGGUAGAAAUGUAACCAGUGUUUGCGUUUUUUUUAGUAUUUAGAUUUAUUUCUUUUUUUUUUUGCAAGAACAAGAUUUCUAAGUAAUUGUUCCAAUUAUAUUUUAGUUCAGAAGUUAUCUAUAAUAGGUAAGUGAAAGGAUGUCAGAAAUGUCUUAUUAGAUAAGUCAAAUAUUAAACACUCAUUAGGGUGGCAAUGAAUAUCUUUAGGGUUCAUUUGUCUUCAAACAACCCUAUUUCUUUCUUUGAAUUUAGGUGCAAAAUGAUGUGAUGAAUGUUUCAUAUGCCUGUCCUCAUAUUUUCAAAUCAUGUCUGGCACAUUUCCUUUGAACUGUAUUGAUUUAAAAAAUGACAGUGGUAGUUUUUCUUCAUUAC
Molecule: messenger RNA, 1285 nt
Organism: Sinocyclocheilus anshuiensis
Lineage: Eukaryota; Metazoa; Chordata; Actinopteri; Cypriniformes; Cyprinidae
Product: vesicle transport protein SFT2B-like
Exons: 8
Coding region: 1-453 (150 amino acids)
Biological process (GO): vesicle-mediated transport
Cellular component (GO): membrane
Source: RefSeq, a predicted model, not a curated record